This is a messenger RNA of Athalia rosae (coleseed sawfly), 576 nucleotides long. RefSeq lists its product as uncharacterized. Lineage: Eukaryota; Metazoa; Arthropoda; Insecta; Hymenoptera; Athaliidae. The record is from RefSeq and is a predicted model, not a curated record. The transcript is spliced from 3 exons. Bases 1 to 576 code for a protein of 191 amino acids.
AUGCACAGAAGUACUAGAAAAGAAUGGAAUAAACAUACAACGAACAAAAUUACUAAGCAUAAGAAUAUAGAAUUGGGAAAAAUAUCAACCAACAUGGAUCGACAUAGGCUAAUAAAUAUGGUGUUAGCUUUAGAGGAUGAUGAUCACCGUAUAAAUGUUAUUGGAAACAUUGCCAUGAACCUUGCGAAUCCGUUGGAACAUGUUGGACCUGGAAACGAGAGGCGAGUGAGAAAUGAAAAUUAUUAUGAAGACACCAUCCCUCGUUAUAGUCCAGAUGAUUUUCAACAACACUUCCGAAUGCAACGAGAGACCAUGAACGAACUUGUAAACAUCAUUGGACAGCGUAUACACCGGACUCACUUCAAAAUACCGCUGGAAAAGCAGAUAUUACUGACAAUCUGGCUAUUGGCAAAACCAGAAUCUUUUUUAGCAGCUGGUGAUCGCUUCGGGGUUGCCCACAGUACCGCACACUAUUGUUUUGCUGAAAUAACCAGGAUACUGUCAUCGUUAAUAAGGAGAUACAUCCAGUGGCCACAUGCGGACGAACGAUCAAGAAUUGCCAGAGUAAGUAUUUAA